AUGGAUGCUCAAUCUUCUGGGACGUUGCAAUCUCCAUCGACAUUUUCCGACAGUUCCAAAACCGCGAGCAGUAAAUCGGAAGCUUCGACAGCAAGAGAUGAGAAGGACUUCACUAAAGACAAUGUUGCUUCACCAAUCGACUUGGAAUGCCACAUCCAAGCUGAGAGAAUCACUAAGAUUCUGGACGAAGCGAUAUAUAAGACCAAACUGGCUAUCAGUCUCCCUAAUCUGGUUCAAGAGUACAGGACGCUAAGCUCUAUACUGUCCCCACAACAUAUGGAGGAUCUUGUGUUCAUUUUUGAACAAUAUGACAAUCCACUUUUCUCCACCAGUUUAUUAAAUAUGGCGGCCAUGGAAGAUAUUAAGGCAGGAGACAUUUCUUUGAAAAAUCGCUUAAACCCGGAGCUUGGGCACCUGAUGUACAUCAUGAAUAGUUAUCCGGAACUACGUCCUGUGGUUGAAGAAAUUAUUCAAGAGAUUAAGGCGGGAUGUUCAGAUUUAAAAGAGGACACAUCUGGUGUGGAGUAUUUAUUGACUUUAGAACAUUUUCGAGAGCUAAUGGUAAGACAGAUGGAUACCACAGCCGCUGAAGAACUAUCAGCUAAACUCAAUACUAGAAAGUUAGAAAAUUCCAAUGAAAAAUUACUACAAAAGAUUAAAGAGUAUUCGGUCACAUUAGCAGAAGAAAAUAAAACAUUUGAAACAACUAUGAAAUUGAAAACCGAUAUGAUUGAGAAAUUGGAAAAAGAAUUGGCUUUUCUCAACCACGAGGCUGAUAUCAAGCUAAAGAAAAAAAUUUUGGACUCCGAUCGUCAAAUGGUGUUAGCGACUCGUGCACAUUUAGUAAAAAGUGAAGUUUUGAAAGAGGAGGAAGUAGAAUCACGUGAAUUAUAUGAGAAUAUAUUGAAAGCACAUCUUAUUGAAGAGAAAAAUCAAAGGGCGAGAAGAUUUAAAGUAGAAACCCAGCUGUUGUCGUGGCUACAGAAGUAUGACCUGGAGAUGGGAGACAAGCAGGUGGAGCUCGACGAGUUCACGGAGAAGUAUGAAGAUGAACAGGCCAAAUGUGAAGAGCUGGAGGCCAAGAUAGCGGAACAAGAUAAGGAAUACAUUCCACUAAUGGAAGAAAGAGAAGCCGAGUAUCACCAGGAGAUGACUGAGAAGAUGAACAAAUUCCUUAUUGAACACGCCGCGAGGGUUAUUCAGAACGCCUGGAGAGACGUCCUUGCGAAUAGAGCUGAGAAAAAGAAGGUGAGUUUGUGUUUAUUACUGUAUAAAUAUCUCUAA
This is a messenger RNA of Danaus chrysippus (African queen), 1284 nucleotides long. NCBI's taxonomy places the organism in Eukaryota, Metazoa, Arthropoda, Insecta, Lepidoptera, Nymphalidae. The record is from the annotation of a GenBank genome assembly.